Messenger RNA from Carassius auratus (goldfish), 1617 nucleotides. RefSeq lists its product as uncharacterized. The record is from RefSeq and is a predicted model, not a curated record. Bases 170 to 1471 code for a protein of 433 amino acids. Lineage: Eukaryota; Metazoa; Chordata; Actinopteri; Cypriniformes; Cyprinidae. The transcript has 5 exons.
GAUUCGAAAGAAAAGAGUCGAUUCAAACGAUGCGAGUGUGGAGCGUUUUUUGAAUUCGCAUCGGUUACAGAAUCACUGAAGCUUCAGAUGCUGAUCAGCAGAAACGAGUGAAAAUCAUCGAUCACAGACGGAGAAGAACCAAAGCAACGCGAAGAGAAUCACAACAGAGAUGUUGUCCUCAUCUGUCCAGUCAUCAGCUGCUGAUGCUCCACAAACCCCUCACAGGAACAAGAGCAUCGGAGCGGCUCAUCCCGCCAUCUACCUGAACACCCGCUCGCACAAACUGCUCAGGAGAGCCAUACGCAUCUGGAAGAUGCCGAUCCCCAUCCUGAACCUCACGGGAUCUCUGAAGCCGAAGCCCAGGAGCUUCCGGGAGCAGCUGAAGCGAGUGGAAAUGCUUCGUAAUCGUUCUGAAGACUCGAUGAUUCGGAAGCCGAUGACUCGCUGCGUCAGAGACCUGCAGCUGUGCAGCUCCGGGACCGACUCGUCUCCAUCGCCCUCCAGCACCUCGCUGACGUCCCGGCGCAGCCUCCGCACGAGACCGGUCCACGCGCACCGCAGCCGCAGAUACCGGAGACAGCUACAGCUCUACCGGAUGCUGUCCAACAUCAGGAGACGCAGACGGAGCCGUGAGGGUCAGUCAUCACCCGCGGAAUCCUCUUGUGUUAAAGGCUCCUCUGAGAUUCAGGAUGAUGGCAGAGAUUCGUCGUCUACCCAGAAUCCUCCAGUGAUCCGGCCGCCGCCGAGAAAAACCAGUCGCCGCUUGUGGCGCAGACAACUGGACAGCAGCAGCUCAGACAACAGCCCGAUGACCGCCAACACAGCUCACAGACCGAGACCGGCGACCACAGACACACACACUCACAACACAAGUUCCUUCUCUUUCGCUGAUGUUUCAAGCGAGUCAGCCGAGUUUGAUUUCUCUGACAUUGAUUCUAGUGCAAUCCAAGAAGCUCAUGCACACAGAAACAUUAACAUCCACGAUCCACCGGAUGAGGAAUCGACUCACAAACCUCUUAAGAUCACCGAAGCGAACACAGAUGAACAGGAAAAACCUGAUACAGCAUCAGCGCACUCUUUGGUUUCACGGCUGAAGACCUUUAAAGACGAUCUCAAACACUGUGAAGAUGCCCCUGAGAUGAAACAAGAGUCCGUUCAGUUCAAGAGUCCUUCAUCCGUCAGAAACACACAGUCUACCGCCGACGCUCUCCAGAAACCAGACACUCCCAGACCCAAGUCAAGUGUGAAAUGGAAGAACGUUAUGAUGCAGAGAGCGCUGUGCUCUUUUACCUUUCCGUCUGAGGAUCAGGAUCCAACACACGAGUCCUGGAGCAGACCUACGCUGGAGGACGACUCAAGAGACUCAGAAAGAGCUGACGUGACGCCUGAAAGUCCUGAGAAACCAGCCGAGGAUAACGUGAAGAACCGAGCUGCGGGAGACGCUUGCAUACCACAGGAAAACAGCUCCUGAGUCUGACUCCAGUCAAUUCACAUGAAGACGAGAAGCAUCACAAGGGAUGAAUGUUGGAUAGAAGGACCCAUUUUUAUAUGCUUUUAUAACGUUUUAUAUUAGUCCUACAGUGAACUGACAUUUCUUUAGCAUUGACAUCCGUGUGA